Messenger RNA from Cyprinodon variegatus (sheepshead minnow), 2553 nucleotides. RefSeq names its product C1q-related factor-like. Gene Ontology annotation, molecular function: protein binding. NCBI's taxonomy places the organism in Eukaryota, Metazoa, Chordata, Actinopteri, Cyprinodontiformes, Cyprinodontidae. The coding region runs from base 197 to 1003 and encodes 268 amino acids. The record is from RefSeq and is a predicted model, not a curated record. The transcript has 2 exons.
CUCGCAGACUCACACCGGCUCUCCCCCCUGAGCAUCAUCUCCACUACUGGAGAUCCACCUCGUGUCUGUGUUCUGCUGGGUGGACGCACGCCCCACAGUCACCAUUCCUGCCCCGGAGAGUUCCAGGCUGGCAGCGCAGCCCCUUCCUAGGCUGAGCAUCGGGCGGAAGACCCUGGUGGCAGCUGCAGUGGGGGUCAUGCUAGUCCUGGUUUUGGUGGUCCUCAUCCCUGUGCUGGUCAGCUCUGUGGGUGCUGGUGGCACAGAUGACAGCUCAAGCCAUUAUGAGAUGCUGGGAACCUGCCGGAUGGUGUGCGACCCCUUCCCAGGCACGGGCACCCCAGGGACUGGCAUCCACACAGACACAUCAACCAGUGGCUUUUUGGUGGACAAUCAGGAAGACCUAAGCGAUCACAGCAUCGGUCCUCCACUUCCUACAUACAGUGCAAACGGCCCACAGGGAAAAACCGGACGUCCAGGCAAACCUGGACCUCCGGGACCUCCUGGAGAACCAGGUCCACCAGGUCCAAGGGGACCACCGGGGGACAGUGGAGACAUGGUUCGCACAGGGAUCCUUGGGGCGGUUAGCACAACCACCUACAACACUACCCCCCGAGUGGCAUUUUACGCAGGACUACGAAACCCCCAAGAAGGCUACGACAUUCUGCGAUUUGAUGAUGUGGUGACUAACAUUGGGGGAAACUACGAGGGUGCGACGGGCAAGUUCACCUGCAAGAUUCCAGGAACUUACUUUUUCAUCUACAACGUGCUGAUGAGAGGAGGCGAUGGGACAAGCAUGUGGGCAGACUUGAUCAAAAAUGGUCUGGUCAGGGCCAGUGCCAUUGCCCAGGACCAAGACCAGAGUUAUGACUAUGCCAGCAACAGUGUCAUACUUCAUCUGGAUGCAGGGGAUGAGGUGUUCAUCAAACUGGAUGGGGGCAAAGCUCACGGGGGCAACAGCAACAAAUAUAGCACCUUCUCAGGGUUUAUCCUCUACGCCGACUGAUUACCAGGCACAGAACAGGAGGCUUGGAGGUUAAAGGUCCAAACCGGCAGACAUUUGCUUCCUGACUUCCACUUUGCAUUCUUGCAGUGAGGCUGAUGACACAGACACCACUCCACAGUCUUUAGAGUAAUGUAGUGAUGCACUCUGUGGAUUUUUAGUUAUCACUAAUCUCAUCAUCUGUUUUUAUCCAACAUAAUGCAUCCUGGGUGCCUACACUGCUAAUAUAAUGGACAUGUGGACAUGUCACUUGGCUGUGGCAACAAAUGUGACAGUAGAGAGGGGCCGUGCCAUCAUUCCUUAGCUGUCAUGUCAAUUUCAAGUCUGGAAUACAACACUUGUGGUGGCCUCAGUGUCUAUAAAUGUGCUCUCUGGGUUUAUAUUAGGGUUAUGUUUUUUCUUUCACAUGCUGUUUGUGUGAUGAAAUGUUUUGCAUCAGUGGAGGAGGAAUCCUGCCUAAAGAAAUUUUUGAAAUAUUAGAUAUAAGGGUGAUAUUAAAUUUAAAUGCCAGAGAGUGUGAGAAAAGGUUUCAGUGUUGGCCAAAAUUUCAACACCUACAACACAUAUUGGCCUGAUGAAGUUGUGGAAAAAGCCUUAAAAAAGAUUCUUCUGUUCAUGCAGUUGCACAAGCUCUCAGUAAUUACUGCAUUUUUUCAACAGUGAGCUUUACAAGGUUUCCUUCCUUUUCCUUGUAUAGGGAAUUUUAAGGUAGCAGCAUUUGUUUUGCUGCCUUUUCUAUUUGAAGAGGUCUGUCUGUUAUCUUUUUCUAGCCAAGGAAAUCAGGAAGGCAUGUAAAAAAGAUAGAAAACAAUAACUGUAUUCAAGCAGUAAUAAAAGAUGCUCAAACUGCUCUAGCAAGUCCAGAUCUUCCAACAAGUGUUGGCACCAAUGUCAUGGUAAAGUCUGUCUUCCUGAGGUUAUAUGGUUGUCUAUGAGAAAAAACAACAACGGAAGAACAAUUAAACAUAUAUUCAAUUAAGAGUAUAUGCUUAACUAGCUCUAAAGCUCUAAAGAAGCAGCGAUACAAAAGGUAAUUGUUAAUUAGCUCCAAAAGUGACAGAUUCCAGGAAAAAUACACUCAAGCAGAAGAGCUAUGGACCAGUUACAAUGUCACAGGAUGAAACAGAACACAUACAGUUAGUCACAGUAAACCAAAAAGGACUAAACAGAAAAAAUAUGUCCAACUCUAACAUCUAUAAACAAAGUUGUUGAUGUCAGUUGCCCAGAUGAUAUUUCAAUCCAGAAUGGAGUCACAAUCAAACAGGAAACAAUAUAAGGUUAUGGGUGGAACUAAGAAAAUACUGCAGAAUGGGAAAAUAGAGAUAAAAUGAAGCAUAAUGUUGAAAAGUGGUCCAUAUGUCCUCCAGCAGCCUAAACUUAUAAAAGGAUAAAUAAAGAAGAUAGCUCAGGAUAAUCUAACUAUUUUGAAUGAACUAUGAGAAAGGUAGAGCCAAGCAUAACGUCUGUCUGGACUCAUUUCUGGACCACACUGCUUCACGUCAGCAUACUCCAGCAAUACCUGUAUUACUGUGGGAGAAACCCAGUUCAUUUAA